Aegilops tauschii subsp. strangulata is the source of this 1097-nucleotide messenger RNA. The record is from RefSeq and is a predicted model, not a curated record. NCBI's taxonomy places the organism in Eukaryota, Viridiplantae, Streptophyta, Magnoliopsida, Poales, Poaceae.
AUGGUACUCCCUCCGUCCGAGAAAAGUUGUCACCAUGGCGUUUUUGCAGAAAACCCCUCCCUAAACUCCCGACACAACCCGUACUCCUCGUCUUCUCCAAUCGACACACCCCGCCGCUCCGACACGGGCGCGUCGACGCCGGAGCUCCCCUGCUCAGCUUCACCGUGCUGCUCCCCUGCUCUCCCGCGCGUCCUCCUCCGCCGCCGGGGAGGCCUACGCCGCCGCUCCCUCCUGCCUCGCGCAGCUCCCCUGCCCCCUUGCCUGCCUCCCAAAUCUCCCCUCUUUCACCCCCAAAGUCGUUUCUUCUUCCUCCCGCUGCGUCUCCUGCUUGCGCGCGGCGGCGACACCUCCUCCUCGUUGCCCCCGACGCCAGAGGAGGCACGGGGCAAGCAGCAGUGUCUCGCGCUGCGCUUGCGCCACCUCGGGUGCGCGUGGGACUAUGCACCGGUCGCCGCUUCGGCCGUGCGCCAGUCCGCAAAGGAGGAGGAAGGGGGUUCCGUUCGCCGCCAAGGCGUACUGGGUAUGCUCCUCGAGUCCCCGCUCUUCAGGCCCCUCCUCACCUCCCUCAUCAAGAAGCAGAACAACAUGACGCAGAACCUAUGUGUAGCUGCAGCAUACAGGUCAGUUCAUCAACUGCUCGAAGAAGAAAAGAAGCGCCGCUGCUGGAGCAGUAGACGUUUUGCACAAUAAGGUGCCGCAAGUCAUCAAAGCACAGACAGAGGGACUCCAUGAGGGCUACUCUGCCCAGAGGUGGGCCGGAUAGGUCUCAGCGAAGUUCAUCCAGCUGCUGGACCAAGUACAGUCUUAUCAUAAACCAAAGUAAGUUUCACAACACAAAUUCUCAGGCUCCUUAUCAUAAAUCAGAGGAUAUCAUUCCUAGCAUUAAGCAGUUUAAGGACUUACAACAGCUAAGUUGAUUUCAGUUUGCAAAACAGAGAAAAUUAGAUGUUUGAAGUGGGAUUGUCUGAUUGUACAGGCAUUUUGUAACACCUACUCCAUCUAGCAUCUAGCAACUCUGCAGUCUGAUUGUACAGGCAUUUUGUCUGGAACUGAAUUAAGUAUGCAGUCAUGAAGUGGUGAUUAUUUGAAGCAAUUAA